UCAUCAGACUGCGACAGCCUGGCUGCAGCGGUGUCGGUGAUGGCUGCGGUCCCGGAGCGGAGCAGCGGAGGUUCGGGCUCCUGUGUCCGAUUCGGACGGCCUCGGUGGCUGCUGGCGCCGCUGCUGCUCUCGGUGUGUCUGGUGCCGGCGGUCUCGGCGCUGCUGGAGGGUCUUUAUUGCGGCACUCAGGUCUGCUACGAAGUGCUCGGCGUCACGCGGGAAGCUUCCAAGGCGGAGAUCGCACGCGCCUACCGGCAGCUGGCCCGCCGGUACCACCCGGACCGGUUCCGAUCGGGAGAUCUGGGAGCCGAGGGAGAGACUCAAGAGUCCGCCGAGCAGAAGUUUCUGCUGAUCGCCACCGCCUACGAAACCUUAAAGGAUGAGGACAGUCGGCGAGACUACGACUACAUGCUGGACCACCCGGAUGAAUACUACCAGCACUAUUACGCCUACUACCGCCGACGCCUCGCCCCCAAAGUGGAUGUCAGACUUGUCAUCCUCAUCACAGUCUGUGCCAUCUCCAUCUUCCAGUACUACAGCUGGUGCAGCAGCUACAACGAGGCCAUCAAUUAUCUGGUGACCGUACCCAAGUAUCGAAUCCAGGCCACUGAGAUCGCCAAACAGCAGGGCCUACUCAACCGCUCCAAGGAGAAAGGCAAGAACCGGCGCUCCAAAGAGGAGAUCCGAGAGCAGGAGGAGGAGGUAAUCCGUGACAUCAUCAAGAACAAGAUCGACAUUAAAGGUGGCUACCAGAAGCCGAAUGUGACAGACAUCUUGCUGUGCCAAAUCAUCCUCUUCCCGUACUACCUGACUACCUACGUCACAUGGUACGCCGGCUGGGUGUACCGCUUCACUAUCUGCCGUGAGGAGUACGGCGACGAUGAGAAGCUUUACCUCAUCAGGAGGCUGAUGAAAAUGUCACAGUCUCAGUUUGACAGUCUGGAAGAAAGCAGCAAACGGACGUUUCUGGACAAACGGCUCUGGAUCCGAGAAAACUUUGAGGUUUACCGGCGGCAGCAGGAAGAGGAGAUGAAGGUGAAGAUGGCGAUGGACCCGCGGAUGAAGCGUUACCGCCGCUGGAUGAAGAACGAGGGACCCGGCCGGCUCACCUUCGUUGACGACUGACGGCGUGCGUGGGUUUGUAACAGCACGCCCACCUUACUGGUGAUGCAUGCGUGGCAGAUGAAGCUGCGAAUAGACACGUUAACUCCGCCCCUUUCUACAGGCAGGCAUGUUUUCGUCACGAUGUGUCAGAUGAUUGAAGGUUCAAUAAAACAUGAGCAGGAGUUUACGAUUUAUUUAAAACAAAAAAAUUAGACUACACGUCUCAUUUUUUAAAUCAAAUUUUCUCCACCUGAGUUUUGUAUCAACAGAUUUCUAUAUCCAUUUCUUUUUUUUUUCUUUAAUCAGAGACUGUUACUGUUGCAGCUACUGUCAGUAAUAUUUAAAGAAGAAAUCGCCAAGUGUUUAUAUUUUUGUCGUUUUGUAUACAAAGAUCAUCACCAGAGUUCAGCUGUUUAGAUCCACCCCUCUGCUGCCAUUUCCAUAGCAACCCGUUUGGUACCUGAGUGUGUUUAACUGCUGGACACGUGGGCUUUUGUUGGAUGACUGUUCUAGGAGAAAAAUUCUGCAUCAUUUUUUUGUGGCAUUUCCUUCAUUGGCGCCAUCAGUGCGUCUGCACAAGAUUAUCGCCAAAGUCAACGGCGACAGUCACCAACUCUACUUUCACCUUGCUGUGACCUUUGACCUAGGCUGAGGGAUCUCAUGUUCAACAUCUUUCAAACCGGAAAAAUAAAGACCGAAGCGCCCCCCCCCCCAACAUGCUGGGAAAUCACUACAUUCACUUCCUCCUUUUCUUCAUUCAACCAGUCGGUAAACGAGGUGCGUUUGUGUCACUCAGGAAUACGGUGAACACGCUGCAGUUUUCUUUCCUGGCCCCACUGAUGGAUUAUUUUCUGGAUUUAAGGAGGAUUGCGGUUACGAAGGGGCAGGUGUGUGCAUCUGUGUGUCCGUCCUUGUUAUUUCAGGUAAAAAGUCAUUGGUUGAUGUCAUGUUUGUAUUUCCUGGAGAAAUUCAACAAAGUGGCAUGAAAAUCUGAGUUUGUUUUCUCAGAAUGCCGUUUAUCUGAUUUAUGUAGAAGUACUGUGAGCUCAUAAUCUGCUGCGAUAAAUUACAAACUAAAUGGUAAUUUGUCAUGAGGACAUUUUUUAAGAGUUAAUAAAAACACUUUUUAAGA
Molecule: messenger RNA, 2236 nt
Organism: Thalassophryne amazonica
Lineage: Eukaryota; Metazoa; Chordata; Actinopteri; Batrachoidiformes; Batrachoididae
Gene: dnajc25
Product: DnaJ (Hsp40) homolog, subfamily C, member 25
Exons: 5
Coding region: 40-1125 (361 amino acids)
Biological process (GO): protein folding
Cellular component (GO): endoplasmic reticulum membrane
Source: RefSeq, a predicted model, not a curated record